Macadamia integrifolia is the source of this 823-nucleotide messenger RNA. RefSeq lists its product as uncharacterized. NCBI's taxonomy places the organism in Eukaryota, Viridiplantae, Streptophyta, Magnoliopsida, Proteales, Proteaceae. The transcript is spliced from 3 exons. The coding region runs from base 125 to 823 and encodes 232 amino acids. The record is from RefSeq and is a predicted model, not a curated record.
AUUUUUGUGUUGUGGGAUGCAUGUAUGUGGACUAUUAUCUAAAUUGCAAUAUUAGGUUUAUGAAUUUCCCAAUUAGUAAGUGUUAUUGAUUACUUGGUAUUAAUGAAAUAUACUCACAUUGUAUAUGGUGUAUUUUGUUAGUUUUGAUGUGAUGGAACCAACAGGAGAUUCUAAUAGUAGAUCACGGGACAUUGCUUCAUGGCCUAGUGUUGUUUCUCAUUACAUGUUGGAGUGUAUAUUGAAGCAGUACAAGAGUGGUAAGAGUGGAGAUAAUGGACUGAAAAAGGAGCAGUUCAUUGGAAUUGCCAACCAACUGAAAGAGAAAUUAUUUACUAGUUACGACUGUAAACAAGUGAGAAACCACUUCCGGAUUUGGAAGCAAAGGCUUAGAGCAUUGAGUGACCUACAGAAGCAAAGUGGAUUGGGUUGGAAUGCAUCUGAUAUGAGAUUUGAUGCUCCUCAACACUUCUGGAAUGAUUAUAGGAAAAAAGAACAAAAGUAUUGGAAGGAACAUAGUGUGCUCCCAAUUCACCUUGAAGUUGGAGCUUUGCUAAGGAAAGAGAUGGCAACUGGGAAUGAUUCAACAGUCCCCUCUGAAGCAGCCACUGAAGUUAUGAUGGACGUGACAGGUACUCAGGUUGAGGGAAUAGGGAACAAUGAUGGUGUUGACUAUGAACCUAUUGAAGAAGAAGAAAGUGUUCCUUCCACUCCCAUUGGUAGUACCAGCCGUUCUCGAGGAAGACCUCGUGGGUCCGUCAAUAGUGGUAGAGAAAAGAGGAAGAAGGGAACAGCUGAAAAGGUGAGCAAUUAUAGAUGCUGUUGA